CUCGACGCCGAAAGAGUUUUUGUUUUCUCGGAAAUCGUUCAUCAAAUCGUGAGAUAUCGUCUGGUUAAACGACUCCUGUAAUUCGUGCACCCAGCGCCGGGAACGUCGGUUGACAAAAUUAAUGGGGUACCUUCCUACCGUGACGUCUUGUUUAAAAUGACAGAUGAGCUUGUGUCUAAUUUUCUGGUGUCUCUCGCUGCCUCUGUUUCGCGUACAAUCGGCUACAUCUUCCACGAUAAAAAAAUAACAUUUUCGAGGAUUUAUAAAUCACGCGACUGUAAUUAAUUAUUGUCUUCUGACGGUUUCCCAUAUUUUUUUCAUUCUUUAGCAAUUCUUUCGUGUUAGUUAGUGUAGUUAAAUGUAAUCCAUUCGGAUAUGUAAAUUCAGUUAGAUAUCCUCGUCAUCUUCGGUAUAGUUCGCUGUUAAGCGAGUUAAGAAACGAAGAAAGGAACAUCAGCGUAUCUACGUGCGACGAUAAAUGCCAUUCUCCUUGUAUCUAACAGGAUAUCAUUUUCAAACACGCUAUACAUACAUAUAUUAUUUCUAUGUUUUUUAAUAGAUGAUUUGAAUUUAUAAUGAGCAGAUUUCAUAAGAAAACAAUAAAUAUACAAACGCAUUAAUUCGUCAUUAAUUUACAUUAAUUUAUUUAAUUUAUUUACGAACAGUAGUAGAACUAUGGGAUCAAGAACGAUAAACAUCGUGUAAUGUCCGCUUUUAUUAAAUUCUGCUCAAGCUAUAAGAAAGUUGAAAGAGUGGAUCGACGCAACGAGGGUUUUAAUGAAUUUCAAUGAGCUUCCACGACCCUUCGUUUGCAUAGGGGCUUAGUCAAACGUUAGAUGUAAACGACGGGAUUUGAGAUUGUUUCAAUCUCUGUGUACUGACUCUGGCCGUACUGUAACGGGGUGCAUUUCAGAGUAGUCAUCCUUUAUUCUUCAUGUCGAAAGAGCAACACAACGUCAUUCGCGCACGCCGCGUGUCUUUUUAGUUUCGCCGCGAGGGUUCUAUUCAAUACGCACGACUUUACACGUACUCUCGUUUUAAAAUCUUCUUUGAAGAAGUUGUGAAAAUCAAACAAUGAUCGUGUAUAUUUUCUCGAUACUUACGACAAUAAAUAUUUAUAUUGUUAUUGAUAUCCUUGUACUAAGUAUCUGUUUGAGAGUAAAUAUAUUCUCUUAGUAUACUGAUAUAGUAGUAUACUGAAAAGAAAUAUUCGUAGAGAUUCAAUUUUACAUCGUGAUUUAGAGUUGGAAUUUUUAAACUUCGAUUUGCAUUCAAUUAUUUUUAUUACGUUUGUACGUGUCAAUGAUUUGAAAUCGCGUUAAUUUUUUUCCGCAAAUUAGCAAUAACGUAUUAUUAAAUAUAGGUUCUUCAAGAAAUAGCAACAAAUUCCAAAUAUAUCCGAAAAUCCAUAUAUAUAAAAGUAUACUAACAAAAUUCGGCUGGAAAAAUCUGGGAUAUCUUGUAUAUUAAAAGAAUCUCAUCGACGCGUAAGCAAUGAUAUAACGUAAAGAAGUGUUAGUAAGACUAACAUGUGGAGGAAGCGAUUCAUUGAGAAAAUAACAUAUUGCGUUGUUCCUUCUUUUAAUUUGCAUACAAUCAUGUUCGCAUUAAUUAGUCACAAAACCCAAAUGCUUAAUAUUCAUUUGGAUUUCGUGUUACCUAACGUUUUAAGAGGCAAUUAAGAUCUCCGAUUUCUCAGACAGCACACUUUUCGCUUUCGGUUAAGUCUUCCCUUUUUUUAUGCCACUUAGAUCCACGGAGGUCAUUGUAAUUUUCUUGCACACGUACAGCAAUCACUGUCAUUACUAUAUGUAUGUAUACAUCCUGUUUGAAUACUUAUCCCUUCCUCGGAGCUAUUCCUUCGUACAACAUCGAAAACUCUGCUCGAAAAAAUAGUACCAAUCGAAGAAACAAUGGAGAAACGAAUAAGAGAGAUUGCUCUUUUCGUUUUUUUGACGGUGUUUGCAUGGGAAAGUUAUAUAUCCUGCAUAGAGAUUUCUUCGCAGAUUGUAUUUGAUUCUCAAGAAAAUGAACGAGAUCCGAACGAUUUCUACUCGAAAGAUUCUCUUAAUUUAAACCAAGUUAACGAUCGAUUAGCAACGACUCGACGGAUUCCUAAAUCUUUUAUCUUCGCGAUAAACAGUGAGAAUGCAUUUAGAAUGUCGAAUAAAAAAAGGAGUCAUUUUAUACAAGUAAUUCUACCGUUUUAUAUUCGAAGAACUGUUUGUAAUGUGUUAAACAAAAAGAUGAAGAUCGAAAUGAAAUAUUUCCAGGACGAUCCAACGAGGCAGCCAGCUGUUAUUAAUAAUAUUCAAAUUAUUGUGAACGAAAAUGGAACAAAGUCCGGCAUAGACGUAUGCAAAAAUGGGAUUUGUAACAUCUCAGUCUCGUCAAGACUCAAUAACGAAGGUAACAUUGUAACUGACGUUCAUCUUACCGUAAUAACAAAAUUAGAGACUGAUUUUAAGACGAAUGAUAUUCCAAUUGUGGACGGAGUUCGUGGUGUAGCAAAUACGUAUGAUCUUGGUCUUCGUCAUCUAAAUCGGUCACGUCCAUCGACAUACUUAUACAAUACUCCACAGAUCCAAAGUCGUUACCAAGGCGGUGAACCUUGGUACCAAGGCCGAAGGAGUUUUCAAAGACCUCGAAUUAAACCUGUUGUUGACGACAAAAUAGAACCGCCUCUUAGCAAAACUCAAUGGAACAAGGAAUAAAAAUCAAGAAAUUAUUAAUGUACGACGUUUCUCUUGCGAACAAUAUCGUCGUGUUUAAUAAAAUACAAAUAACGACUUUAUAUUUACUUGAUUGCUUUACAAAGAGAUUUCAAACGAAACAAGAAAUAUUCACAACUGUUUCUACAGGCAUUUAAAUAUAGAUAUUGUCCCAUUCGCAGCUAUUAGAACACCUAUAGAAAUCAAGGUAAGCAAAACAAAACAUUAGGAACUUGCUGAAAAUCGAGGAUUAUUACUUCGUUCAGAACUUCAUCGGUAAACUAUGGAUUUUUAUGCGUUUACGCAUUACUUGCAUUCAUAAAAAUAUUAUAUAAUUUGCAUAAAAAUCCAUGGUCUACUCGGUUAUAA
This is a messenger RNA of Bombus huntii, 3080 nucleotides long. RefSeq lists its product as uncharacterized. Lineage: Eukaryota; Metazoa; Arthropoda; Insecta; Hymenoptera; Apidae. Bases 1914 to 2714 code for a protein of 266 amino acids. The transcript has 2 exons. The record is from RefSeq and is a predicted model, not a curated record.